CAUUGCCCUCAUUUCGAAUUCAUAUUUUUCACCUAUGUCUCAUAUUUACCAUGGUGACCUUGGUCCUCCCCCGCAGUACGAGGGGUUGUAUUCAUCGGCGCCGGCCCCAGCGUCGUCGCAAAACACAUACGUGCCACCCCCAGUUGCUAGCCAGAGACAGCAGGGAACCCAGCCACUAGUACGCAAGCGGUUUUCUUCGGCUGAAGACCGCAGGCUGCUGGAUGAGUAUGUGCCGUUAUACAAAGGAUAUGUCGAAGAGGGCCAUAGCGUGUAUCACUGGGAAGUCGACAACUGGACUGGCCUUCCCAGUGCCGCGUGCAGUCCAACCUUUAUGGCUGCGGGCCAGGAGUUUCAGAUAACUGUCCACAGGAACGACGGCCACGCUGGUAGUCAUGUCUCUCUGUACCUCAUGUGCAUGCCCACUGAGACCGACGGCUCUGUCCCCCAUCUGUGUGCGUAUUUCAGCCUCGUCAUGUCGAAUUUCACAGACCCAUUGUACAACCAAAAGCAGGCUUUUGAGGUCCGCUUUACGCCACAGCAGAUCCAAAUGGGCCAGACCGAGUUUGCCAACCAGAAUCGCCUGCACACAGCCCAGCACCAGCACGGCCGGCCGAUCAUUGAAAACAACUGCGUGCGGAUCAGCGCGUAUGUGCGCGUAAUCGAGGAUGAAGCCGGUACGCUUUGGGAAGAUGUAGAUAAAGCCGAUGUCUACCCGUCGGCCGAUCCAGUUGGAUCUACGGGUACUGCAGACUACCCGUUCCUGAACUCUCUGCUCCAGACGUACUACCACAUGCGAAUGCUCCGCAAUGACAUCUAUGCGGUUCCAACAUUCGACAAGGACGCAAAAUCGUCGAUAGUGCGCGCGGCACAGGAGAUAUUCCAGGCACUUGAGGUUGGCGAUGGGAAGCCGAUCAGCCACCAAAUCUUGGUCGAGGUGUUGAGGAGCAACAGCAUUGGCGCAGUACCCGCCACGCACACCCGUGAGCUUUGUGGUGCGGUACGCCGAGAAAUCGCUGAUGCCACCCUGGACACUGUUGCCGAGGGCAUGGCUCGCCGCUUAUUUUCUGGUCAGAUACGCCGGACUGUUGCGUACCCCGAUAUCCCGUUUUCAGAGACCAGAGUAGACGAGUACUUUGAUCUUGCGCUGCAGAUCGGGGACGGCGGGAGCCUGAGCAGCGCGUUGGACGAGUACUGCAAGACAAAGCAGAUGCGGCCAGAGGACAUUCCGGGUCUCCAGCCUGGCGAACGGGUCAACGCAUUGCAGAGCAUCUGCUUUGAAAGCUUUCCACCGGUCUUGCACAUCCACUUGAACAGAUUCAAGCUGGACCACGUCAAAAGGAAGGUGGUUGGCAACCCAAACAGAUUCGAAUAUCCAGAAACAAUAGACCUCAGCGAGUUUAUGCCCAAUGACGCUGGGGCCCGAAAGACGUGGACAUACUCGCUGUACGCCGUAUACUACUACACAGUACGUGGUGCAGGAAGGCCAGUAUUUGUCUCCAACAUCGCUGCUGGCCCGCCAGGAAAGUGGCUCUGGGUUGGCGAGCACACAGUGGUGCCGAUCCGCAAGUACGAUGUGCUCUCCCUUGAUCACGAGCCUGAUCCUGUGCCGAUUGCACGAGGAGAACCGCUGGUCCCAUUCAACAAGGCUGACAGGGUCUGUAUGCUGAUGUAUAUUCGCGACGACCUUCGCGAUAUUGUUAUCAACUCCAAUGAAUCGUGGCGACUCAACCAGGCGCUCAGAGCACGGUCUACCCUUAUGACAUCGCUGGGUGAUGCAGACGACAACAUACCGCUUGCGAAGCUGCAGCUGAACGAUCGCCCACUGAGUGAAGUGUCAGCAACAGAUACCCAGAGUCUUGCAACCGUUGUAUCGCAAACCAGCUCUAGUGGUCCUGAGGCAAAGGCAGAGGAGACGAUGGACUCGGGAGUUCUGACCGACCCAGUAGCCGAAGAGCAGCAAAAGCCGCAGAUGAUAUCCGUGCGCAUUGUCGGCCGUGCCCACUUCCAGACUCACCAGGGCUUCGAUCUCUACAACUUUGACUGCCCGCCCUCACCGCCAGCCAAACAGCCCUUGGAAAUGGAGCUGCCGCCCAACUACCUGCUGAGCGAGCUGCGCCAGCUUUAUGCAAUGUGCAUGCAUGUAAACAAGGCAUCCAUGCGUCUCUGGUUCCUGGUGCAGCGGCCCAACGGCACAAUCCGCUGCAACCAUACAAUCGAGUCGCGCACAGAAAAGACCCUAGGCGAAGUGGUUGACAUGUACUCGCGGGAUCCCCAUUUGGCGCGCUUUUACUGUGAAGUCGGCGAAAUCCGCACUCCGCGCGCGUUUCUUUCCUUCACCGAGCCCGCGGAUCUCUGUGCUAUCUGCAUCAAAUUCUACAACCGCCAGCUGGACCGCAUUGUUGGGCUUGGAUUGCUCUAUGUGGAUCUGGAGAAGAAGGUCAAGUCAGUCUUCUCGAUAGUGCGAAAGAUGGCCAAAGUUGAUUUAGGAGCUUCGUUUGUGGUAUAUGAGGAGGUGGGCCCAGGCAAGGUCAAUAGGCUGGAUCCGGAGCGCACGUUCAUGUUUUCGCAGAUACUAGUCGGCGAUGUACUUUGCUUCGAGCUAAAAUCAAACACCAGCGGACCUGGUCAGAUUCCCGAGAGAUCUGCCCUUGGGUUCUAUGCACGAAGGGCAAAGGAGUUGGGGCUGGAUCUGAACGAUAGAGCUGAAGGCUCGAUCUUCUAAUACAUUGCCCGAUAUCCC
Molecule: messenger RNA, 2740 nt
Organism: Linderina pennispora
Lineage: Eukaryota; Fungi; Kickxellomycota; Kickxellomycetes; Kickxellales; Kickxellaceae
Product: cysteine proteinase
Exons: 2
Coding region: 35-2722 (895 amino acids)
Biological process (GO): protein deubiquitination; regulation of protein stability
Cellular component (GO): cytosol; nucleus
Molecular function (GO): cysteine-type deubiquitinase activity; cysteine-type endopeptidase activity; protein binding
Source: RefSeq, a predicted model, not a curated record